Messenger RNA from Athalia rosae (coleseed sawfly), 885 nucleotides. RefSeq names its product putative lipoyltransferase 2, mitochondrial (gene Lipt2). Bases 1 to 729 code for a protein of 242 amino acids. Gene Ontology annotation, molecular function: lipoyl(octanoyl) transferase activity. Gene Ontology annotation, cellular component: mitochondrion. The record is from RefSeq and is a predicted model, not a curated record. NCBI's taxonomy places the organism in Eukaryota, Metazoa, Arthropoda, Insecta, Hymenoptera, Athaliidae. The transcript has a single exon. Gene Ontology annotation, biological process: protein lipoylation.
AUGAAAUUAGGAAUGAGCAAUAGAAUUGUGAAGGUACUUCAGGCUGGGAAACUUGACUAUGGGGCUGGCCUACGUCUGCAAAAACUCCUAGCCGAUCUUCACCAUAGCAAUAAAGACGUGACAACAGAAACAUGCGAUAUUCUGGUUCUACUCGAACACAAUCCAGUGUAUACAAUUGGAAUACGACGAAAAGAUUACUCUAAGGAAGAUGAGGACAAAUUGGUUAAACUUGGGGCAGAAUUUUUCAGAACUAAUCGUGGCGGGCUUAUAACUUUUCACGGACCAGGGCAGCUGAUUGCGUAUCCAAUUCUGAAUUUGAAAAACUUUCAGCAGGGCGUCAGAUGGUACGUCGGCCAAAUGGAGCAAAUGAUAAUACGAUUAUGCGCAGAAUUUGGUAUCAAAGGAGAAACUUCACCCGAUACCGGCGUCUGGGUUGAGAACAAUAAAAUCUGCGCCAUUGGUAUUCAUGGCAGCCGGUAUAUCACGACUCAUGGUCUUGCUCUCAACUGUAACACGGAUUUGAAGUGGUUCGAGCACAUCGUACCAUGCGGUAUCCAAGGAAAAGGAGUAACUAGCAUUAGCAAAGAAAUGAAAUCUGAUGUGACGGUUGAAGAAGUCAUUCCGAUGUUGAAAAAUGCUUUCAAAGACCAAUUCCAAUGUUCUCUCGUAGAUUGCUCGCUUUGCGAGACUUCAAAAUUGCUAAGCAAUGCAGCCGUAGUAGAAAAAUGACACCAAGUGACCUCGUUAGUACUGGGCAUGUAAUCACGCCAAUGCGUAAUGAAUUGAAAUGCUAAUAGUUGAAUCUGAUUUUAAUUUCGACAAUAUUUUUUUUAUACAAAGGUUUUUUACAACUUUUAGCAAAAUAAAUUAUCUAUAUACAAUGUA